Messenger RNA from Fopius arisanus, 1457 nucleotides. RefSeq names its product sialin. Gene Ontology annotation, molecular function: transmembrane transporter activity. Lineage: Eukaryota; Metazoa; Arthropoda; Insecta; Hymenoptera; Braconidae. Gene Ontology annotation, biological process: monoatomic anion transport; transmembrane transport. The record is from RefSeq and is a predicted model, not a curated record. Gene Ontology annotation, cellular component: membrane.
CCGAAACGGAUAGCAUUAGAGGUACAACAACUUGUCACUGUUACCAGUGCUGGGGUGUUAAAUAAGGUCACACACGAGAAAUUAUUAAAAAUGUGUCGAAAGUACAGGCACACUUAUGCUCAGAAGUACUACUGGCUUAUUUUGUCAUAACAAUGGCUGCUCUUGUGAGACUCAAAAGGAGUAGUGUACAGCUAAGAGCAGCUGCGGCUGAAGUUAGAGCGGCUGUGAGAGCACGACACAUAGUAGCUGGCCUCGUAGGAGUAGGUUUUGCUCUCUGCGGUGCAGUGGAAGUCAGUUCUUCAGUUGCUCUGCUUGCAAAUCUCGAGGACAAUCAUGCAAUCAUCGAUACUUCUUGGCAUUGUGACAUGCUCGUCAACGUCAGUAGUCGAAAUCGCACAGAGGAUGUCCAAAUCAUUGCCUUCGAGCUAUUACCAGUUGAGAGGAUCGAAUCGAAUAUGCGAGAAGCAUUUCUCUGGGGACAAGUGGCUGGACCAAUUCUGGGUGGAACUCUCGUCUGGGGACGUUCUGGGCCCUCGAUGGUCUUCUCCAGGGCAGUCCUGAGUGCCUGUUUAGCCUCUCUUUUAGUCCCAGCAGCCUGGAAGGGCCCGUCUCAUGUCGCACUUCGAUUAUUCCAGGGCAUGUGCACAGGUGCGACGAUGCCUGCAGCUCACAUGUUCGCUAUGACUUGGUUCAAGAGUAAUCAUAGGAGCUGGUAUUUUAGUUGCUACGCAGCUGUCAGUGUGGGAUAUUGCCUCACCGGAUGGAUAGGGACUGCAGUUGUCCGAUCAUUUGGAAGGGAUUCCCUUUGUUAUGGACUCGUGUUGAUAGCCCUCUGUUGGUACUUUACAUUUGGUCAUUUUGUCAAGGAUACUCCAAAGUCCUAUCAACACGAUACAAACGCUGCUGUGAUACCAUGGGGAAAAUUGCUACGUUCAGUACCGGUGUGGGCAUCAGCAGUGGCUACAAUGGGUAAUCAGUGGGGUGAUGCCACUCUCUCACUCGGUAUGACCAAGUACCUUAAGCUCAUUUACGGUUUCUCAACUGCUAACGAUUCUGUGCUGACAACUUUGCCCCACAUUGGACACUUUAUGGCUGCUCUCACCUGUGGAUUGCUGGUUGAUCACGUGAGAGAGGCCAAGAUAGUCUCCACAACGACAGCGAGAAAAUUAGUUGUUUAUACAGCGCAUUUUAUUCCGGCGGCUCUUCUCUUCGUCGCUGGUUACGCAGGGUGUCAAGCACUGGGUGCAGCCUGGUUAGGAAUAGCUGCCCUUUUGGUCUCCGGAACAGCUCCAGCUGGGGCAUUAGCUGCGAUAGCUGAUCUCGCACCUGAAGAAUCCCCUUCAUGUGCAGCAGCCGCUUGUGCACUGUGCUCUACACUAGGUGCAGCAGGACUCCUAGCCGCCAAUUAUUUCGUCACGCAGGCACUUCAUGGAUCGAUCGCGGGUUCCUGGCGGUUG